This is a messenger RNA of Sciurus carolinensis (gray squirrel), 2805 nucleotides long. RefSeq names its product TNFAIP3 interacting protein 3 (gene Tnip3). Gene Ontology annotation, biological process: cellular response to lipopolysaccharide; regulation of transcription by RNA polymerase II. The coding region runs from base 31 to 909 and encodes 292 amino acids. Lineage: Eukaryota; Metazoa; Chordata; Mammalia; Rodentia; Sciuridae. The record is from RefSeq and is a predicted model, not a curated record. The transcript is spliced from 9 exons.
CUUCUCAAGACUCCCGGGAAAACGGCUUCCAUGGCACAUUCUGCUCAGGGCACAUCUGGAAUGAGCGCUGUACACAGUUCUGCAGAGCGAGCAGAGUGUGCCCAAUCAUCAAGAAGAAAGAAUCUGACAGAUCCUCUUGAACAAAAGAUAAGGUGCUUAGAGAAGCAGAGAAAAGAGCUCCUGGAAGUUAAUCAGCAGUGGGACCAGCAAUUUAGAAGCAUGAAAGAAUUGUAUGAAAGAAAGGUGACGGAGCUGAGGACCAAGCUGAGCGCAGCGGAGGGCGCCCUGGGUGCUCUGAAGUGCGAGCGGCUGCGGAGCCAGAGCUCAGGUGGCGCCGCCCGGGACCCGAGGCGGGAAGAGGAAAGGGAAAACCGAAAUGAAGAAUUACAAGAAUUGAAGAAAGAGAAUAAGUUUUUAAAGGAAACAAAUGCUCUCGCACUGAAGAAGAAGGAGCAUUAUGAACGUGAAAUUCGGCGUCUUAACGAGGCUCUGCAGGACGUCUUGAAAAUCCCGAGCGCUCCGCCAUGGGAGGACUGUUGUGGGAAGUGCACGGGGCACAGCCACGCGGCCAUGAGAACCGAAGUGGAAGUCCUCAGGCAGCAGGUACAAAUAUAUGAAGAAGACUUCAGAAAGGAGCGAUCAGACAGGGAAAGACUCAACCGAGAGAAAGAAGAGCUGCGGCGGGUUCAUCAAGCUUCCCAGGCCCAGCUGACCAGGCUGAGUUCCCAGAUUAAAGUUUGUCAGAUGGAGAAGGAAAAACUAGAAAAGCAACUAAAACAGAUGUGUUUCCCAGGUUGCAUCUGUGGUUCAACUUUCCACCUGUGGGAUCCAUGGGUGCCAGCAGGCCCGGGCGCUGUGCAGAACCAGCAGGAGCACCCAGGAAGUCAGAGCUCCCAUUUCGACAAGUAGUGAUGGCAUUCUCUUUGGAUAGAAAUCGUGUGCAUCUCUGGAAUUUGGGCACACAAUGUUGCCCACAGAAGAAGACUCUGUUUUACCUCAGUCUCCAACUGACCACGUUCCAGAGGUGCAUGGACACGGUAAUUAUUCUUUGGGCACUGAAUCUUCAAGACACAUGAAAAAUGAAAAAUGAAUUACAAAAUUUCAGAUUGAGCUACAAUUCCUUGAACAAACAUAACAUUCUAUAUGGGUCAUUUUCAAUUACCAUACCUAACUCUACAGCCAAGGAUAUUUUUAUGUAUAAAGAACAGCAAAGUUGAUAUAGCAAAAACUGAAAAAAAGACAAUAAAGCAGACGUUUUAAACUUAUCUUGAACUGCUGUGGAUAUUGCUACAUAUGUGCAAUACGUAUUUUUGAACAUUUUCCACUGAAGGGGAUUUUCUUGAAAGAUCCAGGAAGAGGUGGCCUGCUUCUGUUGUCCCCCACAGCUGUGCAUGCCCCCAGGCAAGGUGAAGUGGACCUGGGUGGAGUUGAUUUGGAUGGUCCACCUGAGCCAGCCGGACUGCAGUGGCCCCUCCUUGCCUCUCAGGAGUAAUGCCCACUGCCCUGAUGGGAGGCCAGCCUCUACUCUCCAUGGUCUCACAGAGGCCAAGCCUCCAUCUGGGAAGACAGCUUCGUGCUCUGCUCUCUACAUUCUGGAUUUGCUCAGACACUCUCCUGACCCCUAAGCUUUUAUUAACUCUGUUUCUAAUUGUGCCAAAGUCUGAGAUCUUUUUAUUGGAAUUUUCCUAGCAGAGCACCUACCAAAAGCACGGUUUUCCAGGUUGCCUGAAAGGCUCACGCUUGGUCCUUUCCCAGGGAACUGCAGGCUCCUUUCCCAGAGCAUGAGACAAUGAUCCUUGGAGACAGGUGGACGUCAAGGCUCGGCACCUCUCCUAAGCAGCCUGGCAUGGCGCAGCAUGAGAAGGGACCAUGGUGGCCUUUGCUGCUGCUACCUGCUGCCCCAUCCCUGCCUUUUUGCAUUACCUGUUUUCUUCCUUUUCAGUCUUCAAUUCUCAUUCCUUGAAAAAUGUUUGUGAAGGAUGGAGAAGUAACGCACGACUGUGGAACAAAGAGAUGGAAACCGACUCAGGAGCUGGCUCCUGCAGGAUGGGGGAAGUGUUCUCGUGAAAGACGGUGACCUUGAAACCAUGAGUCCUCCUGGUUUACCUGGGAGCAGAGACGGGCGUCCGUCCAAUCUUCAUUCAUGGGAAAAGGCAGGAAGACACCUGCCGGGGCUUCCACACACGCUGUCAGUCAGAAGAGGCAGGCAGCUCAGGCUGCAGAGAAGUGCCUGCAGACCGAGCUCGGCCUGGAGACAGGGCCGCAGCUGUGCAUCUGGCCUGCGUUGUGGGGCCGUGUUCCGCUGAGCCAAGUCGCAGCUCGAGGAAACCUGGGGCCUCUAAGAGUGUCGCAUGUGUGUGCAUGUGUGAGCCUGCACUAAGCCACGGGCCUUGCCGAUGGUGGCGUUGCGGCCUGUCUCUCUCCUUCUGCCAACUCUCAUGGCGUGUAAAGCAAGACAACACCUCACUUAUCCUACCUGUUCCUGGGACACCUACAAGAAAGCGAGGAGGUGAAAGGCAGAGCUGGUCUCAUUUCCUCUCUCAGUGUGUUCGUGAGCCACAGGUGCCCAGGGUCCAGGUGACUGAGCAGGUGGGCCAGCCUCGGCAAAGUCCCUCAGCCCGUGUUGGGCAGCUGAGGUCUCAGGCCACUUUCAGUGGUCUGGAACCUUGUGAAUGGCCCCCACUGGGGACCAUUAAAAAGUUUCCAUUAAGUUAUUUUUAGCAGAUUACUAAACAAUUGAACCAAAGUCUGUGAUCACUUUGUCUUACGGGUUGUAGGAGGCAGGGAGGGUGUUGGAGCAGCAAG